CCUCCUAUCCCUCCCUUUCGCUCUUCCCUCCAAAACCGCUCCUUUGUCCUCCUCGGUUCCCACCCUCCAAACCCCCACCUUUCCGCAGGACCAGACGGCGGGGAUCCGAUGGCCAUCAUGCCCCCACCACCUCGGAGCCACCAGAGCAGCACCGGCGGCGACGGCGACCUCCAGCCGGCGGAGCCCGACACCUUGGAGGCCCACACCACCUGGUACGAGUCCUCCUCCUCCCCGGCGCCCCCGCCCAAGAAGCCUUCUUCUUCUUCUUCUUCUUCUUCCGAUUCCCAUGACCGCCCCGUCCGCGUCUUCGCCGAUGGAAUCUACGAUCUCUUCCACUUCGGCCACGCUCGCGCCCUCGAGCAGGCCAAGAAUAUGUUCCCUAAUGCCUAUUUACUAGUUGGGUGCUGCAGUGAUGAAAUUACUCAUAGAUACAAAGGAAAAACUGUCAUGACGGAAGCUGAGCGUUAUGAGUCACUACGCCACUGCAAGUGGGUUGAUGAAGUUAUUCCUGAUGCUCCAUGGGUCAUUACCCAAGAGUUCAUUGACAAGCACAAAAUAGACUAUGUGGCUCAUGACUCCCUACCAUAUGCUGAUGCUAGUGGAGCUGGUAAAGAUGUCUAUGAGUUUGUCAAAGCAAUUGGAAAAUUUAAAGAAACAAAGCGUACAGAUGGCAUUUCAACAUCAGAUAUAAUCAUGAGGAUUGUUAAAGACUACAAUGAAUAUGUGAUGCGAAAUUUAGCUCGUGGAUACACAAGGAAGGACCUCGGUGUGAGCUAUGUGAAGGAGAAGCAAUUGCUAGUGAACAUGGGAAUAACAAAAUUGCGCGAGAAAGUGAAGGAACAUCAGGAAAAGUUACAUACAGUGGCAAAGACAGCGGGGACGCAUCACAGUGAGUGGGUGGAAAAUGCAGACCGCUGGGUUGCAGGCUUUCUCGAGAAGUUUGAGGAAGGGUGUCACAUUAUGGAAACUGCAAUUAAAGAUCGGAUUCAGGAGGGAUUGAAGAGGCAGUCAAGCAAAUAAAGGACUAGCCUUCUGGAAGAAUCAAUAGCCUCAAGAGGUUCUCUUUGAAAUUAAUCCUUACCCACAGGAAAAGUUAGAGAACUGAGAUGUGGGUAGUGUGGUGGCUAUUUUUUGUUCUCGUUUUCUUUUUAUACGUUGUUCUAUCCCCCUGCAAUAUCAGCCUGUCAGGUGGGAUCAGCAUCAUCCAUCAAAUAAUGGAGCAGCUGGUGCUGCUGUUGUUGCCAAUUCCAUCCAUUGCCUUGGUGUGCUACCACUGCUAAAGCAGUAGGAUAGAUGACUUAUCUCACAUGUUCAUCCAAGCAGAAAAUAAUGCAUUGUUGAUUAUUUUAUUUUCU
This is a messenger RNA of Phoenix dactylifera (date palm), 1355 nucleotides long. RefSeq names its product choline-phosphate cytidylyltransferase 2-like. Lineage: Eukaryota; Viridiplantae; Streptophyta; Magnoliopsida; Arecales; Arecaceae. Gene Ontology annotation, molecular function: phosphatidylcholine binding; choline-phosphate cytidylyltransferase activity. Gene Ontology annotation, biological process: CDP-choline pathway. The record is from RefSeq and is a predicted model, not a curated record.